This is a messenger RNA of Paramecium sonneborni, 1527 nucleotides long. Lineage: Eukaryota; Ciliophora; Oligohymenophorea; Peniculida; Parameciidae. The record is from the annotation of a GenBank genome assembly.
AUGGAUAACGAUACAUCAACAUGCUCUAUUAGAAGCAGUAGUGUUAAAGUCUAAAAAAUCUUUGAUUAAUAUAUGGCUUAAAUUGCUCCUUUACCAAACCUUAAUUCUAGUAAUAAAGAAAAUUCUUUCUCAAUCUCAAAUGAUUAACGUUCUAAUUAUCAUACAAGAAUUUAAACACCUGAUAAAACUACUUAAAGAAGCAAUUCACAAAUAUAAGCUUUACAAGCUUUGUAAAAAAAAAAUAUGGAACUAAAAACAGAGAAUGAGAGUUUGAAAGAGCAGUUAAAAAAUUAUUAAAAUUAACAAAGUACUAUAAAUGAAAUUAAUUCAAUUUACUAAAACCUAUAAUAGCAAUAUGUAGUGUUAGAUUUAGAUCAUAAAUAAUUAUUGCAAUCCUAUGAGUUAUAAUUAACUUAGUUAAAAUAAGAAAAGGAUUAAUAUAUUGAUGAAAUUAAUCGAUAAUAUAGAUGUUAAUUAGAAGAAAUGAAAUAAUAAAUGCAAUUUUAAAAUGAGCGAUAUAAAAAUAUAGAUGUAUGUAGAAAUGAUUAGGAUACUCUACUUUAGAAUGCUCUUGAAGAAUUGAGAAAAGAGAGGCAAAUGUUAAAUAAAUUAAAAUUAGAUUAGCGAUUAUAAAUAGAAGAUACUGAAUAAAAAUUUGAAAAAUAAUUACUGUAUUAAUAAAAACUAUAUCAAGAAAUGAAAAAUUAAAAUAUGAUAUUGACCAAAGAAAAGUAAGAUUAAUAGGAAUAAAUUAAGGAAUUAGAAAAAACUUAUAAGGAACUUGUAUAUCAUUAAAAAUAAGAAAUUUAAAAAUUAUAAAAGCAAUAUAUUGAUAUUAAGAGUUUCUUCGAAUCCUAAAUGCAAUAAGUAUAAGAAGAAGUUUCAUGUGCAAUGCAAGAACUAAGAAAUAAAAACUGUACUUAUCAUCAAUAAUUGUAAGAAUAAGAAUAAAUUAUAGAAGAUUUAGAAGAUUUAAAUAAAUAAUUAAAAUAAUAACUCCUUUUUAAAGACUAAGAAUUAUUAAAUUUAAAAUCUCAAUUAGAAUAAUUGUAAAUUCAGCACGAAUAGUUAAAAUAAAUGAAUGACGAACUUAUACAUUAAUUUAACCUUUAAAUAUAAGAUUUAUCGUAAAAGUUAGAAGUUGAAAGAUAAAAUUAUGAAGAAGAAUCAGAUUUAAAUGAAGAUGACAAAAAAGAAAUUUAUAAUGCUUUACAUAAUGAUAAGACAAUAUAAUUAACUACAUCACAUUCAUAAAAUGAUUUAUUAUCUUAAUAGCAACCUUAAACUUCAACAAGAGAUAUUGAAUAUAAAUUGUUACUUCAAUAAAUAAUUGAUGUAGAAAAAGAAGCUUUUAGAUUAAAUAAUAAUUAUUAAACAUUAUUCUAAUAGUUUUCCAAAAACAUUCAAUUAUCUGAAUAAUAGAAACAAAACAUUAAGUAAGAAAUGACUGAUUUAAUGUAAUAGAUUAGAAUAAAUAAUUCAAAAUUAUAUGAACUUAAAGCUAAAGAAUUCACUUACUUAACUUGA